CGGAGUUAAGAAGCCGCAAUGAGCAACACACGCACGGCAAUGGGAAACAGGAUGAAAUACUGGCAUUGCAACAACAAAUCAAGGAACUCAGUGGCUUCCGACGCCUUCCGUGCCACCUUGGAGGAGAAGAAUGCCGAAGUAUCCAUGUUGAAGUCUGAGAAUCAGCAUUUGAAGAGGGAUGUGGCCGGGUUACGUGAGGACUUCCUUGCUCUUCAAGGAAAAAGAGGUUUGGGAGUCAUCACUGAAAACAGCCCUCCGGAAGAACCUGCGAAAGGUAAAGCGCGCGCUGAUCCUUCCACUACGGCUAUGUAUACACCAAAAGACCUAAGCGCUCUCCACAAAGCUUACAAGGAAGCACUCGCAGGCAAGGAGGUGGCGCUCAAGGAGGCGCAAAUGCUUAAGGAUCGAAUGGCCAGAAUGGGGGCUUCGCGGAUCCGACUCUCUGCUCGAAGGCAAUCCUCAAAGAAGACUACGCCACGGAAUCUGAGAACUUGCUUCGAAGAGGUGGAAGAGAUACCCGAUGAUGAUGUUGCCGACAAGACCCAGGGGGAGGAACGCAGACUUGAACGGGAGGGGACGACCGCUGCUCGUGAUCUUGAGGUCGCCAAGUUGGCCGCCUUCCGGGACAUCAGGCUGAAGGAACUACGGCAGGCUAAGAAGAGUGACAUGGAAGAAGCCUGUGCCAAGGAAGGAAUCACCUACGUUAAACUGGAUCAAGCCAGAGGAGACAUUGCUGAAAUCAGAGCAAGCCGAGAUUAUGAUGCUGGGCUGCUCCAACGUCAUUUGUUGCGUGAUCAGCGUCCUAUUCCAGUCGUCCGCUUUGGUGGUCCGGUGGAAGUUGGGCGGAGUCUGUUGCCAUCCUUGACGGUGAUGUCUUCGAUUCGUUUGGGAGCGAUGGAGGGCGGCGGCCGUGACGGCGGUGGGAAGCUGACGACGGCGGAAAGGACGAAAGUGGCAGCAACUAUCUCCGCGGUCCACUUUCGUUGUCAGGUGGAGAGGCUGUCGGGGAGAAUGAAAGCGCAGAUCCGCGCGCGGAGGAGGAAGGUGAUGCAGUGCACGGCGGUGGAAGGUGUUGUGCAGGCAGAGGAUUUGAGUUGCAACUGCGAGGUGUUGAUCAACAACCCCUUGAACCAGUUUUGUAACUUCACUGAUGUGGCCUUGAGUGUUACUCCUGGCAUGACCUUACCCGACUCCUCUGAUUGCGAAUGCCGCAGAGCCUUUCCACAUUGUUCUGAUCUUGUGGAUGGUCAUAUUGUGUCUGUUGACUACAAUAUCAUCUCCGAUGAUAGCCUUCGCAAGCUUUUUCAAGAAGGCUCGAAGUAUCGGCUGAAUGGGGAAACUGCCGAUGUGUUCCAGGCACUGGCAAUUGGACUAGAUGAGUACAUUGCCAAUUACAAAAGGUUGUUGGUCGGGCAUUCUCGGUAUGCUUCUUUCUCGUCUCUUUCUCAGAACCUGAACAACUGGCGUUCUGCAAUCCUUGCGCAUUGUCGAUCCAAUGCAUCUUCGCUCUCCAAUCAUCUUUCGAAUAUGCAGGAUGGCGGGAGUGAAGCAAGGCGGACUGGAUUUUGGGUGUGGGCAAUUGGCUAUUGGAAUGCGUAUCUGCGGUCAAGCAGGUGGUCUUUGAGUGGUGGACGCCGCUCUUCUUCGUCAACUUCUUUGUCCUCAAGAUUGCAGGGGAGAGGAUCUGCCCCCCGAUCGACGGGACGAAAUCGCAGCGGGAUUGGGGGUAGUGGUGGGGCGGGACAGGGCGUGCUGACAUCAUCAGAGCCAUCGACGUCUUUCUCAUUAACCACCCCCGCGACACCCCAGACAACGAAUCCAAGUCGCGCAGCGCACAUGCAGCGUGCCAGGUCUGUUAGGUCUGAUGGAAUGCUACUUCGGUGGCAGCAAGAUGAUGAUGACGAUGAAGGUGAGAACGAAGAGGAGGAAGAGGACGAUGAUGACGAAGAAUACUAUGACGAUGAGGACCACGAAUCUGAUUUCAUUCGCAGAACACUUCCGCCUCUGGUCUGGAAUCCCGAGCCACUUGAGCAUGAGCUUGUUGACGAGUUAAGAGUUCGGACUAUGCCGACUCAACCCCGCUUUGAACAGGAUUGGGCAUAUAGGCCUGGACCACAGACCAAGCAUAAGCAUGUUAAUACUGCUUACCUAUUGUCUCAGAGAGAGUUAAAUUCAAGAGGCCUUUCACCGGGGGCUCGCCGACAUAUCGGCCAACGGCUAAUUCCGGGCGGUAUUGCAACGGAGGUGGAUAGAAUAAGAAAUGACAAGGGUUACAUAGGGCAAUUCUCAAAGGACGGAGAGGUGUUCAUCGCAGGAUAUCAGGUUUAUUCAACGUUAAGUCGCACUGUGCACAUUGUCAAUGUUGAAAGUGAGCUAAAUGGAAGCUGCGCUGUUUCCAACAGCUCCAAGGAUGAUAUACAUAUGCCGCUUUACUUCGGCAUGGAUCAUCGUAGGGACAAUUUCUUCGCCCUUUGGUCGCUCGAGUUUUCACACGACGGGAGAGAGAUCAUUGCAGGGAGUGGGAAUGGCAACUGCUCGUUGCACAUUUACGAUCUAACGGCUCAUAAGGCUACUCUCAGUGUCAAUGCUCAUUCGGAUGAUGUCAAUUCGGUAACCUUUGCCGACGAAUCCUCGAAGGUUCUGUUUUCGGGGGGCGAUGAUGGUCUGUGCAAGGUUUGGGACAGACGGUGUCUAUCUUCGAAAAGCAGACCCCAGGGAGUGCUAGUGGGUCACACAGAAGGCUUGACUUUUGUAAAUUCAAAGGGUGACGGUCGGUACCUCAUCAGCAACUCCAAGGACCAGACACUGAAGCUCUGGGACAUCCGCAAAAUGGUCCCGUACGACAACUAUCGAAGGCUUCCUGCUGCACGAUUGCCUCAGUUCCGCUGGGAUUAUCGUUGGGUGGAGUAUCCAGGCAAGAACAAGGAGAUAUCGCAUCCACACGACUGCUCGAUCAUGACGUACCGCGGCCACACAGUUCUUCGCACUCUGAUCCGAUGCUAUUUCUCUCCAAUGUUCCUGACGGGGCAGCGAUACAUUUACACCGGGUCGCAGGACGGUGCCAUCUACGUCUACGAUGUGAUUACUGGUAAAGUCGCCAAGACGCUGAGGGGACAUACAGCAGAGGUCAGAGACUGUAGCUGGCACCCAACCCAGCCCUUGUUGGCAUCUGUCUCAUGGGAUGGCACGCUUCUCCGGUGGGAUAACAUUGACGCGAAUUGCGAUGACGACUACGGUGUCAUGAGCAGGAGGCGCCAUGGAAUCUAUUUGCCCUACUGGUUGGAAGGUUGAACAAUGGCUGGCCUGGCCUCCGAUGCCGUCCUGCACAAGUGUCUUUCCCGUCAGCUUCGCUGAAAAGCGGCUCUGCUUUCUUCACCUGUCAUCAGAGAAUGGAGGCUGCUGCGAUGUGGUCGUCGAUCAACGUAAUCAGUGGAUCAGUCGAUCAAUCAAUCAAUUUGCAAUAGCAGUCGCGGGGGCUCGAUGGGUCUCGACAUACCUUGUACCAUAUGUGGGAAAAGAUAUGCUCAGCCAACUACAGUUAGAGGAAAUUGAGCUCUGAAGUCUGCACAUGGACAGUCACAGAGUCCAAAAAUGCAGAUACGAUCUGACAAUGCAAGCAAGUGCAUGAAAACGUCCGCUGCGCCGCAGGGAUUUGCGCGUGGUUUGCGCCCGAUACCACCUCCCUCCUCCCCCUCCCUCAGUACUGGGGACAGAGGACCACAGCGUCAUAUUUUCACGCGUGUUUUCUGCUACUGAGCACACCUGCUGGACACAGACCGACAGCGAAGCCUUGCAGAGUUCACGGAGGUGCGUCCUUAACCAUUUGCUCGAGGAGCACCGGAGAAAGAAUACUCUCUCAGGUGAGAGACCAUAUCUGCUGCGGAAGCAGAAAAAUGGGCCAGCAAGAGGGUUGUCCUGUCGUCGACAGCUCCUCCAUCUCCCCUCCCUCUCCUAGGGAAGAUGAUGGAAAAAUUCAAAAGAACACUAAUCGAAAGUGUAAGUCUGAGUUUCAAACCGUGGUUUGUCGGAAAUUGCCCGUCUGACUGUUUUACACAUCGUCGAGUGUGGAGAAUGGAAGUCACUAUUAUCCACUUGAAGCUAAGUCAAACAUCAUCGAGUGUGGAGGAAGGGAGGUCACUAUUAUCCACUUGAAGGUAAGUCGCGGACUGACCUGCUGAUGCAGGCAAGAUCAGCAACCAGGGUUUGUUUGUGGUGUUAGUCACAGGCCCCAGAUCAGCAACCAGGGCUUUAGUCCAUGGUUAGUCCAUGGUUAGUCACCAGGAUUAGUUGUCUAUAGCUUCUCGUCUGGGGAUAGUCACAGGCCCCAGAUCAGCAACCAGGAGUUGUCCAUGAAUACUAUUGAAUAGUCACCAGGAUUUGUCCAUAGCUGCUGUCUGUGGUUAGUCACAGGCCCCAGAUCAGCAACCAGGAUUUGUCCAUAGCUUCUUGUCUGUGGAUAGUCACAGGCCCCAGAUCAGCAACCAGGAGUUGUCUAUAGCUGCGUGUCUGUGGUCAGUCACAGACCCCAGACUGGCAGCCAGGGCUUUAGUCCUUGGUUAGUCCAUGGUUAGUCACCAGGAUUUGUCCAUGGCUGCAUCCUUGCGGAGAGAGUGUGUGCCAAGAUGUGUGUCUUGCAAUCCUGCUGCACAAUCGAUAGAUUUCAUCUUCCUCUGUCCUUCUGUCCUUUGUCUUUCUGGCAGUCGGAGGAGCAAAGCAUUCUAUUCUAAUCUCAGACUGGAAUCGCUUGCUUGGAAACAUGAGAUUAACAUCUCUCUUUUCUAUGCGAUUAUUUUUUUUCACGGCUUUAAAGAGUUUAAGCCUUAAGGCUCUGAAACCACAAGUACACGGCCCCAGCCUUGCAGAAACGUUUUGUCGCCACAAGCAAAACUCGGAAUGGCCGCGCGGUGUGCGGCGCCGUUGAAAAAAAAAAAAAAUUGGCGGCCUCCGAAGUGGUGUGCAGGUUUUGUGCUGACGCCCGUGGGCCGAUGUGUGGUGUACUGGUGAUUUAAGAUCAGUAAACUCAAGAAGAUUCUCUCGCAAUUCGUCCGGCGGAAGUGGAUAGGAAUCGGGUCGCAAUUCGUCCGGCGGAAGUGGAUAGGAAUUGGGAUCGAAAAUUGUCAUACCCGAUUGGCAACCGUGGAAAUUCCUCCUUUUGGGGGAAAGGAAGAGGGGAGCAAGGGGACCUGAGGGAGGGAUUUAAGAGAACAAGGAAGAGGACAAUUGUAGAAUGUGGUGACAGUGUCUGGCGGAUGUAGAGCCUGGAAUCGCUUGGUGACAAACGCGUGAUGAACACCUCUCUUUUUUCUAUAUCAUUAUGUCAGCGCAAUGAUGAGACCCUACACCGGUUGAGGUGGUGUUAAACUUGGAAGUGAGGCUGUUAAGUUUUAACUUCUAAGGAGAUUGUAACCUGAAUAAACAAGAGAAGAACAUGCGUGUGUAUGUGGUGGGCUCAGUACUAUGCUAGCCAGAUUUCUCUCCUUGCAGCAGUAGGAUCUGACAUGAAGCGGGAUCCAAAAAUUACCUCUUCUGAUCGAGAACUGUGGAAAUUUCUCAUUUUUUUCAGGGGAGAGGAAGGGGAGAGGGAAGGACCUGAGGGAUUUCAGAGAAUCAGGAAGAGGAGAAUGCUGGCAUGUGCCGACAGUGUCUUGUGGGCAUAGACAUAAUAGACGCAGAAAGGAGUGGUCGUGGGCAGACCGGAGACUGGUUGUUGACGCUUUGUAGGGUAUUUGCGGUGUGACGUGAGGAGGGGGGGAGAUCAAUGGCCAAAAAAAACACCGCUGAGAGUGGUAGUCGAUGCUCUCUGCAGUAUGUCCUGGCGUCUUAUAGGUGAAAUGACAGUGCGGUCAAGGCAGUGCAACUUCCAACCGUGACGACUAUCGACGGUUGUGUCGAGGAAACUCUCACCUCUACUGUAUCUUGGGAAGUGUUAGUCGGUCUGGUUUCGAAGUCGAUGCUCGGCUUUCUGAUUUUCGAAGUCGAUGCUCGGCUUUCUGUGUUUCAUCAUGCUAAGUGACACAGGGCAGUCACCAACCAGCCUAGCUUAGUUGGCACACCCAUGAGCUGUUGAAAUACAGACCCAAGUUUCAAACCGAGGUGACGAAACUAGGGUAAUGCAAAUGGGGGGGGGGGGUCAGCCCAAUGACGAUAUCUCAAGGCCGUUACCCUUGAGGAGAGGACAGAGGGGAAAGUCGAGAGGGAAGGGACUUCGGGGAUUUCAGAGAACCAGGAAGAGGAUAAAUGUGGUAUCCGAUGACAGUGUCUGGGCGACAUAGGCACAGAAAGGAGCAUGGGCAGUGAGUGGGAAAGGCCUGGACAGAAACGGGUUGGUUUUGCCUGUCGGCAUUGAGAGUCGUUCUACAAGCUCCUUGAUAUGGGCUCGGCGGAGAACGAGUCCCGGGGAUGUAUCUGUCCUCGGGACGGAUUGCAGUAUGUAUAUCUAUCUGACUCAACAGUUGGACUAUUAAUGGCCUGCCAUCUUUUCGGUAUUUGGUGGCUUUUUUUGUUUCCACUGCCUCAUCUCGUGAUGUAGUUGACCUGUGAGAAGUAAAGCUCCGACUCCAUCGCAAAUGAGUAUUACACAUAGGGGAAGAUUAAUGGAAAACAAAGUGUGGAGAGUGGUUGUGGACGCUGUGUGUGUUGUAUUCCGAGGCUUUAGGUGAAACGGCAGUAUAGCAAGAGACAGUGAGAGUGGAAUCUAUAUCCGACGCAACGGUGGGAUGUAUGUAAAGAGGGGGAGAUCAAUGGAAAACAAUUGUGAUAGUCGUAGUUGACGCUCUCAAGUUUGCUUUUAGGUGAAAUGACAUGGAAUCUAUACCAUGUGGUCGCGUAUCACCCCCCGAAGGAUGUGAUGGGGAAAGGGAAAAAAAAAAGUGCGGUCAAGGCAGUGCAACUUUUGAUGGUGUUCAAGGGCUCUCCGGUUCACUAGUCGAUGCUCGGCUUUCUGUUUUGGUAUUCGAGUAAAAUGCCAGAGAUCAGGGAUCAGUCAAGCUUUAACAGUGUUUGGACUCUCGCAUUCCUUGAGUAGAUGGUGUGGUUUUCGUUCUGCUCCAGGCAUCUCUCGCUAGGUCACCGAACAAGUGUGUCGGGUAGGGGGUCGGGUAGGGGAUCGGGUAGGGGGUCGGGUUGGGGGUCGGGUAGGGGAUCGGGUAGGGGGUCGGGUUGGGGGUCGGGUAGGGGAUCCGGUAGGGCAUCCCAGGAUCACAGUAUGCAAACAACUGUGUCAGAAAGGGGAAGAGAGUCACCGAACAACUGUGUCGGGUAGGGGAUCGGGUAGGGGAUCGGGUAGGGGAUUGGGUAGGGGAUGCCAGGAUCGCAGUGUGAAAGCAACUGUGUUGGAAAGGGGAUGAGAGUCACCUAACAAGUGUGUCGGGUAGGGGAUUGGGUAGGUGCAAAUAAGUACAAGUGUGUCGGAAAGAGGAUGAGAGUGUGCAAACAAGUACUAUAGUAUAGAGAACUAUCUGCUGUGGAUUAUCGAAUAUUAUCCUUUUGCCUUCUAUAUGAAGUGCCCUUUGAUUUGCCUGAACAUAUUCAUUGUAUUCGAAUUUAAAUAUAUAACCUAUAUGUCUUCUGUAAGAGGCACCCUCCAAUGUGAAUAACAUGGCGCCCGUGAUUUUGAUAUUGUUUGGUAUAGUGGUCGUUUGACGUUUUGAUUGGCAUGUUCUGCCAAUGAGCGAAUGUGAUGCAGGAGUGCGUCUGUGUGCAUCUUACUAUUAUGUCUACAAGUGGAGGCCCGCCACGGUUGAUGGCUGCAGCCAAAAAAAGCAGGCAUGUUAGCACUGGCCGAACAAAUCACAGCAAGAACG
Molecule: messenger RNA, 7802 nt
Organism: Chara braunii
Lineage: Eukaryota; Viridiplantae; Streptophyta; Charophyceae; Charales; Characeae
Source: the annotation of a GenBank genome assembly